This is a messenger RNA of Baudoinia panamericana UAMH 10762, 573 nucleotides long. RefSeq lists its product as uncharacterized. The transcript has a single exon. Bases 162 to 485 code for a protein of 107 amino acids. The record is from RefSeq and is a predicted model, not a curated record. Lineage: Eukaryota; Fungi; Ascomycota; Dothideomycetes; Mycosphaerellales; Teratosphaeriaceae.
CGCCGAGCAAGCUCAAAUACGUAUUCACGACUUGUUAAGCUAUACAGGUACGGUCGUUUGACUCGGUAGAAAGUGCGGCGUCGUAGGCAUCCACACGCAGCAGUGUAGACGUGUGCUCAACGAUGCGGAAACGGCGAAGACCUACCUGCGAAUAACCUUGAAUGUCAUGCGCUUCAGUGACAAUCCACCGCCGUACGGCGGGCAGGGAUACGGUAGGAAAGGUGAUAUGGAGAUGUGACUUCUUACCAGCGAAUAUGGUACUCUAUACUCUCGAUCUGGCACGCUCAUACCUCAGCGGGAUCCCAAUGCUUUGCACCGUAAUUGUCGCAAGGUUAGCGGCGACGUGGGCAUCGUGGAAACGCGACAGCCGGAGCUGCAGCGGCUGCAGAACAGGCUGGCAGCAAGCAGCCCAGCGAGUGCUACAGCCAGCUUGCCAACGUGGAAACCGCCUGUUCAUCCGGACUUGCGAGGUCUGGUGGCUAUGAGAGCUAGUGCCGAUACCGCCAACUGCAUGCUGUACUUUCGUGCUAAGAAGCCGAUCAUCAGCGCCCAUGCCGCUGUCCCCGCUUCAUG